UUUUCAUUAUGUUGUUCAUGAACACCCAGAACACUGCACUAUAAUGCACAAAUGGAUACUGACAUGGAUCCUGCCAAUUUUGCUCUACAGAUCAUACUUUUACAUUAUCUUUCUAAUGGGCACUAUAUCUUUAGCUUGCAAUGACAUGACUCCAGAGCAAAUGGCUACAAAUGUGAACUGUUCCAGCCCUGAGCGACAUACCAGAAGCUAUGAUUAUAUGGAAGGGGGGGAUGUAAGAGUGAGAAGACUUUUCUGUCGAACUCAGUGGUAUAUGAGGAUUGAUAAGCGAGGCAAAGUAAAAGGGACAAGAGAAGCAAACAACAACUACAGUAUUCUAGAAAUCCGAACAGUGGCAGUUGGAAUAGUGGCAAUCAAAGGAGUAGAAAGUGAAUACUUUCUUGCAAUGAACAAGUCAGGAAGACUCUAUGGAAAGAAAGUAUGCAAUGAGGACUGCAACUUCAUAGAACUGAUUGAAGAAAACCAUUAUAAUACAUAUGCUUCUGCAAAAUGGACACACAAAGGAAAGGAGAUGUUUGUUACAUUAAACCACAAAGGGGUCCCCAUGAAAGGUAAAAAAACAAAGAAAGAACAUAGAGCAUCCCACUUUCUUCCUCUGGCAAUAUCCUAAUCACAAAUGAUCUAUAAAGAACUAGUUCCAGCAGGAAGAUUAUUUUUAAGAAGACUAUUUGACAAGAUAUCAAGAGAGGCUGGAAUACUACUGAGAAACUGAACAAGCUGGACUUGCGCAUUUAUGUUUAUUUUUAAGAGACUACAUGAAAAAGAUUUGAAAAUAUACACAAAACCAGAUUUACUAACUAAAAGUUGUAAAAAAUUCUAAAGAGUUGUACAAUCAUUAUCUUAGUCAUUGUA
Molecule: messenger RNA, 870 nt
Organism: Gavia stellata (red-throated loon)
Lineage: Eukaryota; Metazoa; Chordata; Aves; Gaviiformes; Gaviidae
Gene: FGF7
Product: fibroblast growth factor 7
Exons: 3
Coding region: 44-628 (194 amino acids)
Biological process (GO): regulation of cell migration; animal organ morphogenesis; positive regulation of DNA-templated transcription
Cellular component (GO): cytoplasm
Molecular function (GO): type 2 fibroblast growth factor receptor binding; growth factor activity
Source: RefSeq, a predicted model, not a curated record